UUGCAGUCACCCCAAGCAGGCACAAAAGAAAAGACUCUAUGUUGCUGGCUUUGUACCUCAGGCCCAAUAUCUUUAAGUGCCAAAAUUGAAAGAAAGGGCUACACCCCAGGGAAGAAGGGAGGGGGAAGGAGGUUGCUACUGUGAGUUUGGGCAUUUGGCAGGGAGCCAGGUCCGAACCAUCACAUGGCCUUUUAUGAUGGGGUUACAACAGUGGUGGAUGAGGGAAGAGCGACUGAUGUCAUAUCCCUGGACUUGUGUAAAGCAUUGGACAUUGUUCUGUGUGACAUCCAAGUCUCUGAACUGGAGAGACAUGGAUUUGACGGAUGGACCACUCAGUGGAUAAGGAAUUGCCUGGAUGGUUGCACUCAUAGAAUUGUCCAUGUCCAAGUGGAGAGCAGUGACAAAUGACAUUCCUCAGGUGUUGGUAUUGGGAAUGGCACUGUUUAACAACUUUGUUGGCCACAUGGACAGUGGGAUUGACUGCAUCCUCAGCAAGUUUGCCAACAACACCAAGCUGUGUAGUACAGUCAACAGGGAAGGGACGCCAUUGGAGGGACCUUGACAGACUUGAGAGGUUGGCCUGUGGGAACCUCAUGAAGUUCAACAAGGCCAAAUGCAAUGUCCUGGACCUGGGCUGGGGCAUUCCCAAGCACAGACUGGACAGAGAGGAUGGAUAGGGAGCAGCCUGGGGGAGAAGGACUUGGGGGGUUGUUGGUGGAUGAGAUGCUCAACAUGUCUCAGCAAUUUGCGCUUGCAGCCCAGAAAGCCAACUACCUCCUGGGUUGCAUCAAAAGAAGUGUGACUGUUGGGGCAGGCGGCGUGUCUGCAGACCCCCUGAUGAAGGAUACAGAAGAGGAGGAUUUUGACUUAGACAUUUUGAAGUCGUUUCCCUGAGGAAUUCACAGGAGCAGUGAAAGACUUGAGAAGAUACCAAAACUGACCAGUGAGAGAAGAAUGUAAAUAAGGUGUGAAUAUCCAAUUGUGUGUAAAAACUAAUAACAGACCAUAGAUAGAGAGUUAUUAAUAGAAAGGUAUAUAAGGUUCUGUUCACAGAGUGUGUAUAAAUUAGGCUGAACUGAGCAGUAAAGCAGACUUUCAUCAUCAUACUGUGCCUGGCUUUUAUUCUUUCGGCCGUCCUGACUACUACAACAACUGGUGGCCCCCGACAUGAUCCCACCUGAGGGAACGACAUUAACGACAUGAUUCCAGUGAAGGAUUAAAACAACGAAAUGAUCCGACCUGAGGGGGUCGAAAUCCAGGGACCACGCAAGUCCCAUCGGGGGAGCGAAGGCGAUCCUUUCUGAGGGACCGGAACAGUGGUGAUUCCCAGUAAGGAAUCACGAUUCCCAGUGAGGGAUCAGAACCGCGGGUCGAGGUGCGGUGAGGGCGGAGUUCGGUGAAACAGAGAACAACGGGGCACUGCAAAGGGUCCGGACCUGAAUUCGUCUGUUUGUGACACCUGGGGCAGGUGAGCCACCGAGAACUUUACGGGCACAAUAGGACAAGUUAUGAGUGCAGAUGAGAAGCGGAUAGUUAACGCUUGGAAUACGCUGCUUCGAUGGUGUGAUAUUAAGUAUGAUGAUGACUGCUUGCGGCGUUUUUUGUAUUGGUGCCAAAAAGAGGGGUGCGAAGCUACCCUAAAUUCAGCUUUUAACAUUUCUACUUGGGAAGAGAUUGGGAGGAAAUUAUGGGAUGCUAUAUCGAAUGUUAAUGAGGCGGUGGAGGGGCUUACCCCUACAUGCAAGCUUGUGCUCACCACCCUGAAGGACCGGUAUAAUGAAGUACAAAAGGAACAGGGGGCUACUGGGGAGGAGGGUCUGGUAAAGUCCAUGGCUGAAUUAACACUUACAGAAUCAGUUCCCAGUACCUCCUCCCCCUCUUCUUGUUCUGUGAAAAAUGUCUCCCCUGUUAAUCUUCCCCCUGCUCGCACAUAUACUUCUGCUGCCAUCCCCCCGCCACUCCAGGACUAUCCAUCCCCUGCAUCACAGCUAAUAGUAAAAGCAGAAGAGAAACAGCAAGAAACCCCCCCUUCCCCUGCUGAUUCUGCUGGGCCCGUUCCCACUGCUGCUUUGCCUGUUGCUACCAAGGUACAAAAUAGCAGCUCCUCCUCUUUGGAGGAUUCGGACAGUUCUGAUGGGGAAGAGUCCCUUAAAGAGGUUGAACUCCUUUUACAAAAAGGCUCCCGCUGCAAGAAGCCCUUACGAACCACUAAGUCCAAACCUAUCUGCUUGCCUCCUGCAAAGGUUGUCGUACUACCCAGAGAUCCUGGUUCCUUUUGGGAGGGGUUGCGCAGGGAAGUGGCAAGAACAGGUGAUUGGGACCUUUGUGAAAGGAUUGGAUAUCACUCUUUUCGAGACCGAGGUGAAUGUUCUGGAUUAGCAGAGGGUCCCCAGGCAUUUCCAGUUACGAAAGCAGCAGUGGGAUCAGGAAAGGCUAAUGAGCACAAUGUUUUUGCCUGGAAGGUUGUGCAAGAUUUGCAGUUUAAUGUUGGAAAAUACAGUCUCAUUUCCCCUCAAGUGAUGAGGCUGAUACGUGUCAUUAAUGCUGACUUAUUAGCCCCCUAUGACAUUACGCACCUUGCUCAAAUAUUAUUUGAACCUCUGCAAACUCAGUUGUUUGAGCGAAAGUGGACUCAGAUGGCCUCACGGGCAGAGAGAGAGAAUCUCAGUCGAGUAGAUGGCGACCCUCUAAAAGGUGUAGGGGUGCAAGCCUUGAUGGGUCAAGGACCUUUCAGCAGUCCUGAUUUGCAGGCCACUUGGCACCCAACUGUGUUGCAAGAAGCCCAGAAUUUGGGGAUGGGUGCCCUGUUACAAGUUAUGGAAAUGUCAGCUCCAUAACAGCAUUACACAGCUAUAAGACAAGACCAUGGGGAGCCCUUUUUAAGGUUUGUUGAACGGUUAGCGCAAUCACUAGAAAAACAAGUGGAGGAUUACACCUUGAGUCAAAAGCUUUGUGUGCAAUUAACUAUAGAUCAAGCUAACACUGAUUGCUGAAAGGUCAUUGAUGCCUUACCUGGUUUACCUGAUAUAGCUGACAUGGUGGAGGCUUGUUCAAAAAUUGGAUCUAUUGACUAUUCCAUGUCUGCCCUGGCAGCCAUUUUACAUUCCCCACAGAAGUGUCACCUGUGUCAUCAAGAAGGACAUUUGAAAGCCCAUUGCCCUCAGUGGAAAGUCAGAAUGGGGAAAAAGGGAGUGGUGACUCUUACAGGUACAUGUACUCUCUGUGGCAAACAGGGCCAUUUUGCAAAGUAAUGUCACUCUCGAUACCAUGCUGCAGGUCACCCCUUGCCGGGAAAUGGGAAGCAGAGCGUGAUGGGGCGUGGGGAGAUAGAAAUGCCUCCAGCUCAAUUUCUGCCUCAGGGACCGGCAGGAUUCCCUUAUGUGAUCAACUCACAGGCAAAACUUCCGGGUCUGCCGGCAUGGAUGUUUCCACAGCUGACACAGUCACAAUCAUAACUAAAGAUGUUACUAAGGUCCCCUUAAAUGCUUGGGGACCUAUAGGGAAUGGAUUAAGUGCCUUAUUAGUGGGACGUUUGAGCAGUACUCUAAUGGGACUUAUGGUUCACAUAGGAUUGAUGCUGACUAUACAGGACAGAUUUCUACCAUGGUUUCUACUAUGUAUCCUCCAGUCCAAAUACCAAAAGGGACUCGAAUAACUCAACUUGUACCUUUUGUGAGUUGUGUUCCAAAAACAGAACUCCGUGAAUGGUAAGAUGGAGAUUUCGGUUCUACUGGUACACCACAAGUUUUUUGGUCUCAACCGAUCUCCGCACACUGACCACAAAUGACUUGCCAUCUGCGUUACACUCAAGGUUCACCUCACAACAUUUCCUUGACUGGACUACUGGACACUGAGGCUGAUGUAACCAUCAUUGCACAUGCUGCCUGGCCCGCUUCAUGGACAGUAGCUCCGGUAACCACUGGAGUUGUGGGAUUGGGUGGAACUACUCAGAGUUACAUUUCAAGUGAUCCCAUACUUAUUGUGAACCCCGAGGGUCAAUCAGCCACAGUUAGGCCUAUUUUAACUGUUGCUCCCUUGACACUAUGGGGAUGGGGCUGUCUUUCUCAGUGGGGGGUGAAAAUUACAAUGGAUUUCUAACAGGGGUCACUGCAUUGCAGGGUGUUACACAACCCACUGUUACCUUAUCUUGGCUCACAGACACUCCUGUGUGGGUUGACCAGUGACCCCUUCCUAAAGAAAAGUUGCUGGCCCUGCAGCACCUUGUAAAAGAACAGCUGGAUGCUGGUCAUAUUGAACCCUCUCUUUAGCUCUUGGAAUACCCCUGUUUUUGUCAUUAAAAAGAAGUCAGGGAAAUGGUGCCUACUCCACAACCUUAGAUAGGUCAAUGCAGUCAUGACUCAUAUGGGGACGUUGCAACCAGGUCUUCCAUCCCCUUCAAUGUUGCCUGUUGGUUGGCCCAUUAUUGUUAUUGAUCUAAAAAAUUGGUUUUUACCAUACCAUUGGGUCCCAAAGACAAAGAAAAAUUUGCAUUUACUGUUCCCUCGGUGAACCACACGGAACCAACCCAAUGAUUCCAGUGGAAAGUUCUUCCCCAGGGAAUGAAAAAUUUCCCCACCAUUUGUCAGUGGUUUAUUGCUCUGACACUGUCUCUAGUUCGUGAAAAAUUUUUAAAUUGUUAUUGUUACCAUUAUAUGGAUGACAUUUUGCUUGCAGCAACCGAUAAGGAUCAACUGACUGAACUUGAAAAAGAGACAAAGAAACAGCUACAGACAUUUGACCUAAAAAUUGCUCCUGAAAAGGUACAGUGAGAACACUCUUGGAAGUAUCUUGGAAUGCAAAUUACCCAGAACACUGUUGCUCCCCAACCGAUACAAUUGGCUGUUGAAAUUAAGACUCUCACUGAUGUACAGAAAUUAGUGGGAUCUAUAAAUUGGAUCAGACCUUAUUUGGGGUUGACAAACACUCAAUUGGCACCUUUAUUUGAGCUGCUCAAGCAUUCCACUAAUCCUCAAAAACCUAGACAUUUGACAAAAGCAGCAACUCAAGCUCUCCAGCAGGUAGAACAAGCACUCCACUCAAAAUUCAUUUCUCGAAUUGACCCUAGACAAGAAGUUCAGCUUUUUGUUUUAAUAGACCACCUUACUCCUUUUGGAGUUUUAGUCCAGUGGUGUGACCAAUGACCUGAUC
Molecule: messenger RNA, 5148 nt
Organism: Myiozetetes cayanensis
Lineage: Eukaryota; Metazoa; Chordata; Aves; Passeriformes; Tyrannidae
Exons: 2
Coding region: 1509-2837 (442 amino acids)
Biological process (GO): viral process
Source: RefSeq, a predicted model, not a curated record